AGGAGACGAGGCUAUAAGCAGCGCGCAUUCCUGAGCAGCGCUCAGUGUGAGAAGCGGCGGUGAAGCCUGGCUUCUGUAACGCUUUCUCGAAAAGAAAAACCGGUCGAAUAAAGGGGGCUGCACAGCGGUGUGGAUUCCGUUACGAAGUCAGUGUGGGUCGCAGGACGGAAUUAAAGAGACAGAGAGAGCGGGGGAGAGAGAAAAUAAGUGCAGAGCGACGAUGUCGGAGUUCCUGGUAAGUCUGCUCGGCGAGCGGCUCGUCACCGGAGAGAAAGCCGAGGUGGACGUGCACGCGCUGGGCGGCGGGCUCGCGCUCCUCGGCCUCUACUUCGGCUGCAGCGCGAACGCGCCGUGCCGCCAGUUCAACAGCAGCCUGGCGGACUUCUACUGCCACUUCAAAACCUUCUCCGAGCACAAGGACAAACUGGAAAUUGUCUUCAUCUCGUCCGACCAGGACCAGAAACACUGGCAGGACUUCCUGCAGGAGAUGCGGUGGCCGGCGUUGCCUUUUAAAGACAGACACAAGAAGAUGAAGCUGUGGAACAAGUACAAGGUGACCAGUAUCCCCUCACUAGUGUUUGUGGAUGCAACAACAGGGAAGGUGGUCUGUCGCAACGGUUUACUUGUGGUGAAAGAUGACCCUAAAGGUCUGGAGUUCCCGUGGGGCCCAAUGCCCUUUGCGGAGGUGGUGGCCGGACCCCUGCUCAGGAACAAUAGACAGACGACAGACAGCAGCUCUCUGGAGGGUUCCUACGUAGGGAUUUACUUUUCUGCUCACUGGUGCCCUCCUUGCCGCAGCCUUACCCGAAUGCUGGUGGAGUCUUAUCGGAAAGUGAAGGAGUCUGGACACAAGUUUGAGAUCGUGUUUGUGAGCGCUGACAGAUCAGAAGAUUCUUUCACACAGUAUUUCAGUGAGAUGCCGUGGCUGGCCGUGCCAUACACAGACGAGGCCAGGAGAUCCCGCCUCAACCGACUCUACGGCAUACAAGGGAUCCCCACACUGAUUCUUUUGGACACAGAGGGUCACAUGAUCACGCGGCAGGGCCGGGUGGAGGUGCUCAAUGACCCCGAAUGCCGUCUUUUCCCUUGGCAUCCACGACCUGUGCUGGAGCUUAGCGAGUCCAAUGCUGUGCAACUCCAUGAAGGCCCCUGUCUCGUUCUGUUCGUAGAUGCAGAGGAGGAGGGUGAGCUGGAGCCAGCCAAGGAGCUUAUUCAGCCAAUUGCGGAGAAGAUCAUGGCCAAGUACAAAGCCAAGGAUGAGGAAACCCCACUGCUCUUUUUUGUGGCUGGAGAGGACGACAUGAGCGACUCUCUGCGUGAUUACACCAACCUCCCAGAGGCGGCGCCACUGCUCACCAUACUGGACAUGUCGGCCCGUGCCAAGUACGUCAAAGACGUGGAGGAGAUCACGCCGGCUGUGGUGGAGCAGUUUGUCAUUGACUUUCUAGCCGAAAAGCUCAAACCCGAGCCGAUAUAAAGUUGGACAGUAAACACGAUUCCAAUCAGCUCCAUGACUUCCGCUUCUCGCUCCAUUCUUCCUGUCAGACUCUCAGACGCUUCACUUUGUACUGAAUUGUUUUUUUGUUUUUUUGUUUUUUUUUUAAACAAACACAACCCCACAUCCCCACAGUCCCUCUUUCUCUCCUGUGGUGCCUUGCGUCUUUACAGUCCGGAUGGUCAUAAAACUUGAUAUAAAGAGUUCUGUUGUGGCAGUACAGUAUGUCAGAAUGUAGACAAAACCCUGCAGCUGCACUUGGAUUUAAAACACGUUAUUUUAUUAAAAAAAAAAAAAAAGUAAGGAAUAGCUUUUAUUUCCAGUACAAAAACUCUGAGGAACGCAGGACACAUGUUUCAGGAACAGGCUGCACAUUCUGUUCUUAUGGGUGCUGAUUCAUGGACCACCUGAGAUCUCAAAAGACAGUUUCACAAAGUCUGUUCUUUAGUUAAAGGAGUUUUACGCAGUCCAAAUAUUCACAAUCCAAAACUUUUUUUUCUUGAUAUUCCAUAUUUUUUGACACACUUCAGUGGAUUUUCUGUGAAGGUCCAGAUUAAUAAAGCAGUCCGAUUUUGAAGGCACGGAAUAGCAUUUAGCGAGUUUUCAUACUAAAUGUAGGCAUUCAUUAGUGUACGGCUUCUGUCUCUCCUCCAUUGUUUCUCUGUGAGCCCUGGCCAUUAAAACUGACUGUCUCGG
Messenger RNA from Silurus meridionalis, 2191 nucleotides. It is a transcript of the gene nxn, whose product is annotated as nucleoredoxin. The transcript has 8 exons. The coding region runs from base 221 to 1477 and encodes 418 amino acids. The record is from RefSeq and is a predicted model, not a curated record. Gene Ontology annotation, molecular function: thioredoxin-disulfide reductase (NADPH) activity. NCBI's taxonomy places the organism in Eukaryota, Metazoa, Chordata, Actinopteri, Siluriformes, Siluridae.